Annulohypoxylon truncatum is the source of this 3655-nucleotide messenger RNA. RefSeq lists its product as uncharacterized. Lineage: Eukaryota; Fungi; Ascomycota; Sordariomycetes; Xylariales; Hypoxylaceae. The transcript has 5 exons. The record is from RefSeq and is a predicted model, not a curated record. The coding region runs from base 249 to 3584 and encodes 1111 amino acids.
AUAAUGCGGCAGGCUAGCUGCGAGCAUUCGGUGAGUUCCAUGGCUAAGAAUAGGGAUAACCCCGCUCCUAAUUUCUCUUCAUGCUCGAUAUGUUUUGAUAAAACCUACGAACCACAAUUGGUAAGUUUUGCUGCCAAUGGGAAUAGGGUUCGCGGCAGCACCUUUUCUUCCAGAAUUUCAAAGCCUCGGCGUGCAUAUAAGAUAAACAUUUCGAUACGAAAUUACGACGCAGUAUAAAUCGAGUCGUUAUGCCGAGCAUUCUCAGGCGCUUCGUCGAAAAGGGCAAGUUCAAGCGAGAGAAAGAAAAGAGGAAGCAAAUAGCGGAUAAUAGGACCGACGAUGAAUCUCCGAAGGCUGAAGAAGAACCUGAUAGAGCGUCCCUUAAUGAUGGCCUUGGAGCGCUAGCAUUCCUUGAUGACUGCGAAGAUCACAGCAAUGGGAUUGAUCUCGUUUUCGUCCAUGGACUCCGUGGGUCCCGAUUCAAGACUUGGUCUAAGGGGGACAUUUUUUGGCCCCGGGAUUUUCUCAAAGAUGAUCUAAAGAAGGCUAGGAUAAUCACAUGGGGUUAUGAUGCAAAUAUCGCCAACGCCUUCUCGUAUGCCAGCAGGGAGAGUCUCUUUGGUCAUGCCAAUACGCUGUUGAAUGACUUAGCUAGGCUUAGGCGAGGAAUAACCAGGCCUAUCAUAUUUGUCUGUCAUAGCUUCGGUGGCCUCGUUGUCAAGGAGGCUUUGAUAACCUCCGACAACUACCGAAACCACAAUAGACAUCCUACACGAGGUGCAAUAUAUGCUAAGACUAUCGGGGUGAUUUUCAUGGGGACACCGCAUCAAGGAAGUUCAAAGGAAAGCUAUGGCGAAAUUGUAGCUAAUAUCGCAUAUAUGUCUUUCCGGCAACCAAACAAACAACUCCUUCGGACCCUAAAACCUUACUCGCACGUCCUCGAGAAGCAACGCAAUGAUUUUACAACGAUCUCAAACGAGAUGAGCAUCGUUUGCAUUCGGGAAGAGCUCCCGACAGGAGCCGGCAUAAUCGUCCCAGGAGACUCUGCUUGGCAAUGCAGCUUCGGAGUUAUUCUUGAUUCAGUUCAUGCAAAUCAUAUGGACAUGGUUAAGUUCUCAACUAAGGACGAGAAUUAUAGGAAAGUACUUGGCUAUAUGGAAGAGAUUCGUGACGCUAAUACAUCUGGCGCUGAUCCGGAAAUGGUCGAGUCGCUAAGUAACGAAAUACUACGUACCUUGAAAUCCUUUAUGAUCGGAAACAGGCGACAAGGCAUAGAUGAUGCUUAUGCAAAUACCUGUUCUUGGAUUUUUGAAAGUGAAUCACAGGAUAAUGAAACGACUGCGGAAUCAGGUCAAUUCUUGUCUUGGCUCCAAAACGACAACCCAUUUUUCUGGGUUAGCGGCAAGGCCGGGUGCGGAAAGUCUACCCUGAUGAAAUAUAUGCAUGAAGACAAAAGAACCGAAGCCGCUCUCAAAGAUUCUCUGUGGACUGAGGCCAAGGAGUUGAUAUUGAUAGGGCAUUUCUUCUAUGAUCGCGGCAACGACAACCAGAAAUCGAGGGAAGGAAUGCUUAGGAGCAUUCUAUUUCACAUCCUACAAAUUCACAGAAAACUUAUCCCAAAGAGUUUCCCUAUCUUUUUCGAAGGGAAAGGCCGUGUCGACAUAUCUUCAUGGGUCAUUGAUUGGGGCAAUCUUAGCGAGGCAUUCUUUUCGAUGCUAAAGCAUCUCCAAAAUACCAAAAUUUGCCUUUUCUUAGACGGCCUAGACGAAUACCGCAUGGUAGGAAGAACCAACGAAUACACCGAAGAAGAGUUGGAUCUUAUCUAUGAUGGUGAGAAUGAGGACGAGGCUUGGGGACUAAGCCCUUGGAUAACGAACGGACAUAAGGAGAUCGCUCACUUUAUCCACGGCCUCGGGGCUAGCGGUAAUAUAAAAGUAUGUCUAUCCAGCAGGGAAUUGAAUGUUUUUGAACAUGAGUUUCGAGAUUUCCCUCGGAUAAGGGUCCAUGAACAUACAAGCGAAUCUAUCGUCCAAUACUGUCGGGGCAAUCUAACCAAGGCGGCGCCAGAUCUCGAUGGCCUGAUGGAAUUUGUGUCUAAGAUUGCCGGAAGGUCAUGUGGCGUGUUUCUCUGGGUGCGAAUCGUCGUUGGUAUGCUCAUUGACGGAUAUACCGAGGGCAAUUCAGAGAACGAUCUAUGGAAGGUUCUGAACGCCCUUCCAAAAAGACUCGGUGGUGAUGAUGGACUUUAUAUGCGCAUGAUGAAAAAUGUCAGGCGUGAAUAUCUAUCAGAGUCAAGGAGACUAUUCCAAUUAGUCUCGAAAAGUGAGAGGCGUGAAUAUCUAUUGGAGCUAAAUGCACUAUUAGAAUUAGGCUCGAGAGAUUUGAGUUUUGCCCACGCACCUCUCGAUAUCAUAACUCUAUUCUUGGCAGAGGAAUGGCAUUUAGAAGAUGGAGAGCAAGAGCUAAGGGCCAAAACCGACAAAUACCAACCUAAGACAUGGGAUGAAAUGAAACAUAAAUGGAAAGCGCGAGAAAGGCGUUUGAAAAGUCGAUGCGGUGGUUUGCUCGAGGGAACGGAGGAAGUGCAGUUCAUGCACCAAACAGCCAAGGAGUUUAUCUCACGGGCCUAUUUGAACAACAAAAUCUUCCAGAACGCCGUUGGGUUUUCUACCGAAUUUGACAUACAUUUGGCUAUCAUGAGCGGAUAUAUUCGGCGCUUAAAACGCUGCGCAGAAGUCGUCGUGACUCCUGACAAAGUCCAAAUCAAUCCACAAAUUCAAAACAUCACCACGAAUCCAUUCGAGACAAUUGAAAUGUCUUCUACCGCUCCCGUGCUUUUCCAAGAUAUAUUCUUAAAUGCCUCAUGUUUGGAAAGGAUGAAUAUGGAAAGUGAUGCUUACCGCCCCUAUAUCAAACUCCUUGAUGAGCUAGAUAUCGUCGGUGGCCAACUGGUUGCUUCUUUGGAGGACCUAUCUUACCUUGGUUUCACUUGGUUUGACGUUUAUUUAGCGAAUGGGAGUCCCUCGCAGGGGUCGGGGUUUUUCCCGAGAGUUCAGAGCUUUUUGCAGCUCGCGUUCCUCAUCGGUUUAACUCCAUACAUUCGAGCAAAAGUUAAUGGCCAAAGACUUCGAAAGGACCAAUUGGAUUUUUUUCUAUUACAGAUUUCUCGCCAUCCUACAGUCUCAUUGCGGCAUGUAUAUCCUGAUAUCCACAAUACGUCAAAGCCUGAAAUAUUUGAAUUGUUGUUCGAAGAAGGGGCUGAGCCUAACUGUCGAGUGAGUGACCCUACAUGGAAGUUGCAAGAUGGUUGGACUGCUUGGACAUGUCAUCUCGCACAGGAUAGAAACAUUCGUCAUUCAAAAACGAGUGAACGAUGGGAUACUAUAACAAAGCUUUUCCUAAGGUUUGGAGCCGAUCCAACAGCACACAUAUUCGAAGAGGGUAAGCGAUUGACAGCAGAGGAUGUCCUAAAGAACGCGUUGGCUAAACAUUGGGAUUUCCAGAAGGAUUUGGAUGAAAUCUUAGAACUUCUGAAUCAAGCUAAAACAAAAAGAGAUUUGGGAGAGCUGGCAGCUCUUGGCUAGUCAGUCGUCCGGGACGGGAGGAUCGGGGGUUGGCCUGCAAUACACUGCAAUGCUCUUUACGUAGCUCUGGA